ACCUGAGCCGUUCUGAUUAGGCUAAUGUCUUUGAAUAUUUUGGACGUCUUUGGUGUGUUUAUAUGGACCACUGAUACACAAAUCUAGUCUAGUCUAAAUAAAAAAAGGCCAAGCAUCUGACCCCUUACAUGUGAGUAUGGAUUUGUUUGAAGACCUUCCAGAACCUGGUAAAGCAGGUAGCAAACUGUUUGGAGACCUUCCAGGACCCGGUAAAGCAGGUAGCAAACUGUUUGGAGACCUUCCAGGACCCGGUAAAGCAGGAAGAAAACUGUUUGGAGACCUUCCAGGACCCGGUAGAGCAGGUAGCAAACUGUUUGGAGACCUUCCAGGACCUAGUAAAGCAGGUUCAAAGGACUCAAAUUCCAAUCAAUCGUUGUCCCUAUAUGAUGACACGCCUAUCAACAACACACAGGCAUCACAGAAUACUGCAAUUGAAGAACCCAAGCGCAAGAAUGUCAGUGAUGCAUUGACACCUGAAAAAAAGCUCAAAAGUUCAGUUCAGUUUGAAUUGGACAGUUACCUGACAGAGAGGCAGGGUGAGAGAGAAGAUAUGCAGGAUGCACACAUUAUCUUGAAAGACUACACUUCACUGUUCACCAGUCUACACCCUACCAUCUACCGCCUCUCCCUCUACGGCAUUUUUGAUGGCCACGGUGGAGUGCGUGCAUCGAGGUUUGCAUCUGAGAAUUUGCAUAAAAAUCUCCGAGAUAAAUUUCCUAAGGGUGAUGUGACUGCUGUUGAGAAGGACAUCAAGAAAGCGUUUGUGGAGGCUUUUAAGAAAACAGACGAUGAUUUCCUAAAGGAAGCAGGGCGGGCGAAACCCUCAUGGAAAGAUGGGACAACCGCCAUUGUUCUGCUGAUUAUCAAUGACACCAUGUACAUUGCCAACAUCGGAGACAGCCAGGCAGUUCUGUGCAGAUAUAAGGAGGACACCAAGACUUGCGCGGCGGUCCCUCUCAGUGUGCCACACAACCCGUCCAUGUAUGACGAGAGGAUGCGAAUACAGAAACAGGGCGGAUAUGUCAAGGAUGGCAGAGUGAUGGGGGUGCUGGAGGUGUCCAGGUCCAUUGGAGAUGGCCAAUACAAGACCCUGGGUGUGACCUGUGCACCCGAUGUCAAGAAAUGUCAGAUUACUGACAAUGAUAGGUAUGUCAUCAUGGCCUGUGAUGGUCUAUGGAAGUGUUUUCAACCGGAGGACAGCAUCAAGUUUGUGAACAGCAUACUGGAGGGAAGUAAGGAGGCUGUAACCAGGACCAGCAGCCAAUCAGAGAGGUUUGAUACGGCGUGCAAUAGACUGGCCAAUGAAGCCGUACUGAGAUUCAGCGGGGACAACGUCACUGUGCUAUUGUUGGCAUUGCAUAAAAAUAGGCCAGCCACUUAGCGAUAGUGAAAAUGCAUUAUAUAGCAAAAUAUCUUGAAUUUAAACAAAAGUGAAAACCAAGAAAGGAACUGGGUUUGAUACCAUAUGAGCCUUGUUUUAUGAAAAUUGAGCAAAAUGCAUGUGCGUAAUGUGUUGUCCCAGAUUAGCCUGUGCAGUCCGCACAGGCUAAUCAGGGAUGACACUUUCCGCUUUACUGGUAUUUUUCGUGUAAAGGAAGUCCCUUUUUACCGAAAAUCUAGUAAAAGCGGAAAGUGUCGUCCCUAAUUAACCUGUGCGGACUGCACAGGCAAAUCUGGGAUGACACUUUACGCACAUGCGUUUUGCCCAGUUUUCUCAGAACGCAACUCAUAUUAUGAGUUAAACUCUAUAGAUCUUUGCCAAUGGAGAUGCCUUCAGCUUCUUAAAAUCCAAGACUUCUUAACGACUAAAUGUCACCAACUUGGAGGAAUAAGUCCAUAUCAUCAGUUCAAAAUUAGCAGCAUUUUGCAAAAAUGGGUCUUAUGCCAUAUGAGGCCAGUGUAGCUGCAGACCAGCCUGUGAAUCUGCACACUCUGGUCAGGUUCGCUAUUUAGUCACACAAGGUUUGAUGGUGGGAUUAUUGGGCGUGGUUGCUACUGACCAGCCUGCGCACUGCACAUUGGUAUGUAGCUGAGCUGGCAGCAAAUUGCAUUAGACCAAUUUUGGCGUGACACUGCACAAAUGUGACCACAGUAACUGAGCCCUGGCAUUUCCGUGAGGUUGUGCAGGUGGACCUUUCUCACAAAUUAUGGCCAUAGAAGAAGACUAUGGCAAUGUGGUGUAUGGAAACUUUUGGUUUUGACGAUUAAUUGAGUUUUGUUAGGAUCAGAUGGCAUAAAAAUGGCAGCAUAAUCGAUUUUGAUACAAAGUUAUUUUUGGAGUUGUUUUGAAUGCUGUUGUUCUUUAAUGAAUUUAAGUAGUGUUGCUUAAACAACUUUUACUUGUAUAUUUGUUAUCCAAAUUUGAUUAAU
This is a messenger RNA of Dreissena polymorpha, 2370 nucleotides long. RefSeq names its product integrin-linked kinase-associated serine/threonine phosphatase 2C-like. The coding region runs from base 137 to 1381 and encodes 414 amino acids. NCBI's taxonomy places the organism in Eukaryota, Metazoa, Mollusca, Bivalvia, Myida, Dreissenidae. The transcript is spliced from 11 exons. Gene Ontology annotation, biological process: protein dephosphorylation. The record is from RefSeq and is a predicted model, not a curated record. Gene Ontology annotation, molecular function: protein serine/threonine phosphatase activity; cation binding.